Messenger RNA from Seriola dumerili (greater amberjack), 2040 nucleotides. It is a transcript of the gene slc67a2, whose product is annotated as major facilitator superfamily domain containing 9. The transcript has 6 exons. Gene Ontology annotation, biological process: transmembrane transport. The record is from RefSeq and is a predicted model, not a curated record. Gene Ontology annotation, molecular function: transmembrane transporter activity. Bases 28 to 1452 code for a protein of 474 amino acids. Lineage: Eukaryota; Metazoa; Chordata; Actinopteri; Carangiformes; Carangidae.
UGCAGCCAGUGCCGUCACAGCGGGAGGAUGAACAACCAGAAAUGUAGCACUUUAUUUCAGAAACCAAGAGGACGGACGAGGAUUAUUCAGUGUAUCUAUGUGGUGGGCUUCAUGGAUUUGUUUGGGGUGAGCAUGAUCAUCCCGCUGCUGAGCCAUCACGUGAAAGCUCUAGGAGCCAGUCCCACUGUGGCUGGUAUAGUAGGAUCUACAUAUGGGAUCUUACAGCUCUUCUCAAGCACAAUAGUUGGCAGCUGGAGUGACGUGGUGGGACGGAGGUACUCUCUGCUGACCUGUCUGCUGCUGAGUGCGCUAGGCUACGGCCUGCUGGGGAUGUCCACUAGCAUCGCUUUGUUUGUCCUCGCACGGAUACCUGUGGGGCUGUUCAAGCACUCCCUGUCAAUCUGCAGAGCCCUGCUGUCUGACCUGGUGUCUGAGUCAGAGCGCCCUCUGGUGAUGGGACACUUUAAUGCCGCCUCUAGUGUUGGCUUCAUCUUGGGCCCUGUGGUGGGUGGCUACCUCACAGAGCAUGAAGGAGGCUUUUAUACCUCCUCCUUUACUUGUGCAGCCAUCUUCCUCAUUAAUGCAGGACUGGUGUGGAUGCUACCGUGGAGCGAGACACUAGUUCACCGCAAUGAUACUAACUCCAGCAACAACACUAGUAAACGCUGUCAUGACAACCACUGUAGUACGUCUGUACAGAAUGGUUCUCAUACAAAUAAAAACCACGUAUUGCUGGCAGCAGACGCUGAACCGGGCUCCAGAGCUCCAGGGAAGCUUCCAGGUGAUCUCAGGUGGAGGGAGGUGCCUCUGCUCCAGCCUGCCUGGAGACAGCUGUCGUCAGUGGGCUCCAAGAUCCACAUGGUGGCUUCUUCCGACAUGUGGGACCUCUUUCUGGUGCGUCUUUUGAUGGCCAUAGCAAUCAUGCUUUACUACAGUAACUUCUCUCUGGCCAUGGAGGAGCGUUUCUCACUUAAACCAAAGGUGACAGGUUAUCUGAUCAGCUACAGCAGCACCUUAGGGGCCCUGGCUGGGUUCCUGGUGGGGCCAGUCACGCAGCUCUAUAAGAAUAACAUGCCUGCUCUGCUGCUGCACUCCACAGUGCUCACCUGUUCACUUAUUUUCCUCUACGCUGCUGCGCCCAGCGUCUGGCAGGUGCUUCUCACCUCCACCUUCUUUGCCAUUUCCACCACCAUUGGACGGACAUGUAUCACAGACCUAGAACUGCAGAGGGGAGGGGUCCAGGCCAGCGGGACUCUGAUCGGUGCCGGACAGUCCGUUACAGCUGUAGGUCGCGUCCUGGCUCCUCUUCUUUCCGGUCUGGCUCAGGAGUUCAGCCCUUGCGGUCCCCCUAGUCUGGGAGUGGUCCUGGCUCUAGCAGCUGUGGGUUUACUACUCAUCAGGAUCCCCAAAUGGGACGGGAGAGGAAUGACAAAAACAGACAAAAAACUCUGAAACUCAGAGCAACUCAAUUAAUUUAAAAUUAUGAUAAAUAAUGUACAUCCACCACUCAGAGAAGUGCUCUUAUUUUGUAGGUGGCCGCCGGUGAAGGACUCACAGUGGGAGCAAUGUGUCUCACUCGAGCUUGUUUCUUGACAAGAUGCCCUUUACCAAUACAUUUGUGGGUCAAAGUGGCUCUUCACCACCAGCACUCCGGCCCUUCUUUGGGAGAAAGGAUUCAAAAUUCAAGAGCAGCACUGAGAGUGAAGUCAGGGCUGAAACGUUUAAUCAGCUUCCCCCCCUGUGCUGAAGCAUGAUCAGACAAACAUGUGGGGCAUGUACUGGCACAUAUUACUUGUGACAGCUUGAUUGGAAACAAGGUACACUUUGAUUUUUAAUAUAACCCUGUAACCACUACAUUGUCCAAAAUGCCCUCAAGUGCACCCACUGCGGAAGAGGAAGGUGCAGGCAGUGAUACUUCAGACAUUCAUAAAUAAGAUGAACCUCUGGGGAAACUGGACUGCCUGAACACAACAUUGUUCUACUUUGGGGUAGCCAAGUUGGUCUACACAUUUUUACCUCAGUACCAGAUGUUUUUUUUUU